GGCGGAAUCCCGGGAACCCUGGUCUCCAGUGUGAGCAGCCUGAGGCCUCUGGCCAGGAGGGCCCCGGGGUCGCUGCCGAUCUGCUGAAGCAACGUGAGCCCCCGGCGUCCAACCAGUGGUCAACCAGGGCAGGAAACGACCUUUAACUCUACAAGGGCAGCUCCAUUUUUCAUAAGAUGGCCGUUGUAAAACCCCACAGGCAAGAGCUGAAGGAUGGAGAAGACUCCUUUGACAAGGUGUCACCCCUGCUUCUGAAGAGCCUAGUGGAGGAACCCAGAAAAAGAGGAGAUGUACCUAACCACCUCUUGGAGUCCAAGAUUUAUGCCAAGCUCCUGAAUAACAAGGUUAUCGAAGCCAAACCCGGCAUAGUGCAUUUUGGAGGCUGCCAAAUAGAAAAGCAGCACCAACAGAUUCUGUACCUGGUCAAUAUUUCUGACGAAGACACGCAUGUUCAUAUUUUACCCCCACAGACCAAAUACUUCCAGAUAAGCUAUGAGAAAAAGGAACACCGCCUGGUCCCGGGCUUGUCUCUGAAGAUCACCAUUACAUUUUCCCCAGAUGAGUGGCGCUACUAUUACGAUUGCAUCCGUGUUCACUGUAAGGGAGAUGAAACCUUACUUAUUCCCAUCCAUGCCUACCCUGUCCUGAACACUCUGGACUUCCCCACCUUUAUUAAUCUAUCAAAUGUCCUCCUUGGAGAGAGCAAAAGUUAUGUGAUUCCCUUGCAGUGCAGCUGCCCCGUGGACUUUGAAUUCCAUAUCACUUUGCUUCAAGCUCACCAAGCCUUUACAAUUGAGCCCACAUCAGGAGUAAUUCCAGCUAACAGGAAGAUGAAAGUGACCGUCAAGUUCACACCCUUUCAGUAUGGGAUGGCGCAAAUGAAAAUGCAAUUGUGGAUCUCACAGUUCAACUCUCAGCCAUACAAAUGUGUCUUCACAGGAACAUGCUACCCCAACAUGGCCUUACCAUUAGAAGAGUUUAAAAGAUUAAAUGCUCAUGCUAAGAAAGUCAAAACUUCUCUAGAGAGCACAUUACCACUCGUGCAUUUUAACAAGCCUCCAGCCGAAACAAAGCCUCAGGAGUUGAAGGAAAUUGAAUACCAGAACCUGCGGUUUCCAGUCAACUUGUCUAAUCCAUUUGCUGUGGCAACUGUUCUAAACCAAGAACCAGGAAAACUGAAGAUUAAAGAAUUAAGACAAGUCUUGGACCAAGGCGAUGAGAUUUCAAAAACAAGACAGAUGAAGGAGGCGCUGUUUGAACAAAAAGUCAGACAGGACACUAUUGAAGAGAGCCAAAAUCAUCUUAAGUGGCAGGUGCACCUUGGUAAAGAUCAUGUAUCUUUUAAAUUUAAAAAAGACCUCGCUGAAGAGCGGCAAAAAGAAUACGACAAAUAUAAGCUAUACAGAGGAGAUCCUGUUUUGGAUAAGGAAUUCCAGCGACUCAAGACAGAACAAAGCAAUAGAAGGAUUGUUCGCAACUUGGAAGAGAAAAUCCAGGAAUUCCAUCCAACUUUUGAUCCACUCAGUAGUAAUACAUGGCUCAACAGAUUCAGGGCCCAAAGACGGUUCCAACAGGCAGCACACAAGAUCAUGAUUCAGCGACGGAUGAUCAAAAUGCUAAGUGCUUUCCGUGAAAUGGACAAUGAAGGUGUCAUGAGAAAACUCAUCCAAGUACAGCGGACAUUAAUUCAAGAGAAGAACCCUUACAAGCACCUCCAAUCACGAGUAACUCUUGAAGACUAUUCCUGUCGGUUCAGGAUGGAGCAUGAAAAAAUACUGCCCUUCGCCUUCCCGGCCUACAGCCCUCCUCAGGAAAAUGACGAGCUGGCUCCUGACGGCCUUGGACUGGUCCCAAUUAAGCCUUUAGAUGUUCAAAUCAAGCAGAGUUAUUCAUUCUUCAAUUUGCAGGUGCAUCAGCUGUACAAAAUUAAGGGAUAUCAGAUGCUCUGUGUCCACCAGGCUUCAACAAAUUACAGGCCUCAAAAGCUUGCUCGAGCCCUGAAGCAAGGAGCUGAGGAUGAAGUCACCACCAUCAUUGCCCUGCCCAAGCAAGACUCCACACAACUCUCUGAAAAGCCCUCAAUCUUGAGUAUGAAACCACCUGAGGCCUUAGCCAUGUCCUUUGAAUAUGACCCACUGUAUGUCUUUAAUCCCAACCCUGAGCUAUUUGCUGUGAAGCACCCUUUGACCUACGCAGAAACACUGAUAGAAUACCAUCUGUGCUCUCACCCCAAGUACAGGUUCACCCAUGAGACCCACCUGGGGUCCAGCAUUCCUCUUACCCAAAAGCAGUUUCUCAGUCACACGGAUAUUAUUCCUGGUAUUAUGCUCUGGAAGCAGUUCCAGCCCCUGGUGUUCUUGUCCCUGACAGACCCCUCCAGGAGGGAGACCACCCAGAGAUAUGAUUCCUACAAUUCAGUUAUGCUGCCCGUAGACCUCCCUGCCCCUCUGGAUGGCUUACCAGAAGAAGACAGACUGGAAACUAUUGAACGUGAGCUCUGUGAGCACAGCACAGAAGUCACGCUGACUCCAGAAAUGAUUCAAGUGGAAUUCCCCAUGUUGACCCAGAAGGACACCAGGAAAGAGAAAGACACGAAGGAGCAGGCGCAGCCCCUUGAGAAGGUGGGAGACAAGGUGCUUGAGGAGAUGAGGACUCUGAGGAGCAAAGCUCUCAACUUGCAUCUGAUCCUGGAAUGAAAACCACCAGCGGGUCCGCUCCUCUCCUCUGCUUCCCACAGCUCCCCAAGGUCCUCU
Molecule: messenger RNA, 2753 nt
Organism: Jaculus jaculus (lesser Egyptian jerboa)
Lineage: Eukaryota; Metazoa; Chordata; Mammalia; Rodentia; Dipodidae
Gene: Cfap221
Product: cilia and flagella associated protein 221
Exons: 24
Coding region: 177-2696 (839 amino acids)
Biological process (GO): cilium assembly; cilium movement
Cellular component (GO): cilium
Source: RefSeq, a predicted model, not a curated record